AUGCUUCGGCUCCUGCGGUUGCUGCUCCUGCUGCUGCUGCCUCCCCCGGGGUCCCCCGAACCCCUCGGCCUGGCUCCGCUGUCCCCUGGGGGGCCCCCUCAGGCCCCGGACUUGCUCUACGCGGAUGGGCUGCGCGCCUACACCGAAGGGGCUUGGGCGCAGGCCGUGGCACUGUUGCGAGAGGCGCUGCGGAGCCAGGCGGCGCUGGGCCGCGCGCGGCGGGACUGCGGCGCGAGCUGCGCGGCCGAGCCGGGCGCCGCGUUGCCCCCUGCGCCGGGGCCGGACGCUCCACAGGGCUCGUGGGAGCCACAGCUGCUCCGCGCCGCGCUCCGCCGAGCCGAAUGCCUGACCCAGUGCGCGGCGCGGAGGCUGGGCCCGGGUGGCGCGGCGCGGCUCCGCGUGGGGAGCGCGCUGCGUGAUGCUUUCCGCCGCCGGGAGCCCUACAACUACCUGCAGAGGGCCUACUACCAGUUGAAGAAGCUAGACCUGGCAGCUGCGGCUGCACACACCUUCUUUGUGGCCAACCCCACUCACCUGCAGAUGCGAGAGGACAUGGCCAAGUACAGAAGGAUGUCUGCGAUUCGGCCUCAAAGCUUCCGAGACCUGGAGACGCUCCCACACUGGUCUGCCUAUGACAGCGGCCUGGAGCUCCUGGGACGUCAGGAGGCCGAGCUGGCCCUGCCCCAGCUCGAGGAAGCCCUGCAGGAGAGCCUGGCCCAGAUGGAGAGCUGCCGGGCUGGCUGCCAGGGAGCUGAGGAGCAGCAGGAGGCUGAAGAAGAGGAAGAGGAAGGCUCUGGGGACCAGGGAGGUCUCUAUGAGGCCAUCGCAGGACACUGGAUCCGCGUCCUGCAGUGCCGGCAGCGCUGUGUAGGGGACACAGCCACGCGUCCUGGUCGCAGCUUCCCCCUCCCCGACUUCCUUCCCAGCCAGCUAAGGCGGCUGCAUGAGGCCUAUGCCCAGGUGGGGAAUCUGUCCCAGGCUGUGGAAAACGUCCUGAGUGUCCUGCUCUUCUACCCAGAGGAUGAGGCUGCCAAGAAAGCUCUGUCCCAGUACCAGGCAGAGCUGGGAGAGCCAAGACCGGACCUGGGCCCCAGAGAGGACAUCCAGCGCUUCGUUCUGCGGUCUCUGGGUGAGAAGAGGCAGCUCUACUAUGCCAUGGAGCACCUGGGACGCAGCUUCAGGGACCCUGAUGCCUGGACCCCAGAGGCUUUCAUCCCUGAAGCCCUACGAGCCAAGAUGAAAGAGGAUAACGAGAAGAGGACCUGGGACCGUGAGCCCCCGCAGCCGAAGCCCGUGACCUACUGGAAGGAUGUCCUCCUCCUGGAGGGGGUGACCCUGACGCAGGACGCCAGGCAGCUGAAUGGCUCGGAGCGGGCCGUGCUGGAUGGGCUGCUCACGCCGGCGGAGUGCGGGGUGCUGCUACAGCUGGCCAAGGAUGCGGCUGGGGCCGGAGCCAGGUCUGGCUAUGGAGGUCGACGCUCACCGCACACACCCCAUGAGCGUUUUGAGGGGCUCACGGUGCUCAAGGCUGCACAGCUGGCCCGCGCGGGGACUGUGGACAGCCAGGGCCCCAAGCUGCUCCUGGAGGUGAGCGAGCGCGUGCGCACCCUGACGCAGGCUUACUUUUCUCCCGAGCGGCCCCUGCAUCUCUCCUUCACGCACCUGGUAUGUCGGAGCGCCAUCGAAGGCGAGCAGGAACAGCGCAUGGAUCUGAGUCACCCAGUACACGCAGACAACUGCUUCCUGGACCCCGAUACCGGGGAGUGCUGGCGGGAGCCCCCCGCCUACACCUUUCGAGACUACAGUGGCGUGCUGUACCUCAACGAUGAUUUCCAGGGGGGUGACCUGUUCUUUACGGAGCCCAACGCCCUCACUGUCACGGCUCGGGUGCGUCCUCGCUGCGGCCGCCUUGUGGCUUUCAGCUCUGGAGGUGAGAAUCCCCACGGCGUGUGGGCCGUGACACGGGGCCGGCGCUGUGCCCUCGCCCUGUGGCACACAUGGGCACCAGAGCACAGGGAGCAGGAAUGGACAGAAGCCAAAGAGCUACUGCAGGAGCCAGAGGAGGAGGAAGACGAGGAAGACGAGGGGGAGGAGGAAGAAACGCCCAGCAGAGAUGCUUCCCCAGAACCCCCAAGCCGCAGGCUUCAGCGAGUCCAAGACAAGACCGGGAAGCUGCCUCGGGUGCGGGAGGAGCUGUGAGUGGCUGGGCCAGCUCCUGGGGACACGGCCCGUGACUGGUGCAAGGCAAGCUUGGCAUCAGCAGCUGUGAGAAGCUGCCAUGGGACUUAAUACGGGAACAGUGGGCUCUCUGUGGCCAUGCUCCACCAUCGUGGCAACCCAGGAGGGUUGACCAGCCCUGGACUCAGGAUGCUGUGUAAGGAGCAGGCUAGACUCGGCAGGCACUGCUGCCUGGGGGC
This is a messenger RNA of Ochotona curzoniae (black-lipped pika), 2417 nucleotides long. RefSeq names its product prolyl 3-hydroxylase 3 (gene P3H3). Gene Ontology annotation, molecular function: L-ascorbic acid binding; procollagen-proline 3-dioxygenase activity; protein binding. The coding region runs from base 1 to 2199 and encodes 732 amino acids. Gene Ontology annotation, cellular component: endoplasmic reticulum. NCBI's taxonomy places the organism in Eukaryota, Metazoa, Chordata, Mammalia, Lagomorpha, Ochotonidae. Gene Ontology annotation, biological process: collagen metabolic process. The record is from RefSeq and is a predicted model, not a curated record. The transcript is spliced from 15 exons.